Molecule: messenger RNA, 1482 nt
Organism: Fragaria vesca subsp. vesca
Lineage: Eukaryota; Viridiplantae; Streptophyta; Magnoliopsida; Rosales; Rosaceae
Exons: 1
Coding region: 1-1482 (493 amino acids)
Source: RefSeq, a predicted model, not a curated record
AUGCAUUUAGCUGCUGUUGGUAUGUUAGAGACUUAUGAAAUAUGGCAUAGACAUGGUGAAAAAGUUGGAGCUCCACCUCCUCCUAUUGUUCAAGAUGAACCUGAACCCGAUGAUUUCGUUCAUAAUAUGUUGAAUGAUAUAUUCCCAAUUUUUGAACAGGCUGAGGAUGAUGAUAUGAGCAUGGGGGAUGAUACCAGUGAGAUGGGAGAUGCUAUGGAAAAUCAGGGUGCGAAUGUACAUAGGCUACAAGCUGAUACAUAUGAGGGUUUGCUUGCUGAAGCAAAUCGGGAGUUUUUCCCUGGUUGUGAUCAACAUAGUGCUUUGACAGCGAUGAUCAAACUGAUGCAUUGCAAAGUCGACAAUCAUUGGUCAAAUAAGUCUUUUACUACAUUGAUGGAGACAUUGUAUGCGUUUUGUCCUAAGCCUAACAACAUUCCCAAGUCAUUCGAUGAAGCUAAAAAGAUGCUGAAAAAAUUGGGUCUGGGGUAUGAAAAGAUCGAUGUGUGUCAGAAUGACUGUGUUCUAUUUUACAAGGGCAAUGCAACGAAAGUGAAAUGUCCAGAGUGUGGUGCGGAUAGAUAUAAACCUAGUCCUAGUUCUGAAGAUGGUAAGAAGGGAAAGAAUAUUCCACAUAAAGUCUUGCGUUAUUUUCCACUGAAGCCGAGAUUGGAGAGACUGUUUAUGUCAAGGCAUAUUGCUACUGAAAUGAGGUGGCAUAAAAGGAAACGUGCUGAUCAGAACGGUGUCAUGAGGCAUCCAGCUGACUCUAUUGCAUGGAAGGAAUUUGACAAAAUGUACCCUGAUUUUGCAAUGGACCCACGGAAUGUUCGACUAGGGCUUGCAACUGAUGGGUUUACUCCUUUUGGGAACUUAAAUCCUCCUUACAGUAUGUGGCCUGUCAUGGUGUUCCCUUACAACUUGCCUCCUUGGAUGUGUAUGAAGAAACCAUACACAUUUUUGACUUUAUUAAUACCUGGGCCAACUGCACCAGGUAAAGAUCUUGAUGUGUUUUUGCGGCCGUUGAUUGAUGAACUUAAGGAGUUGUGGGAAACUGGUGUUCGAACGUAUGAUAAGUCGACUGAUUCUGUGUUUGAUAUGAAAGCUGCUGUAUUAUGGACAGUCAAUGAUUUUCCAGCUUAUGGAAAUCUAUCUGGGUGGAGUACUAAGGGUUACUUGGCAUGGCCAGUAUGCAAUGCGGAUGCGUGCUCUUAUAAACUAAGGAGGAAGAUUGGUUAUUUGGCCACUCGUCGCUGGUUGAGGAAAAAUCAUCCAUGGCGAAAGCAAAAGGAACUGUUCAAUAAUGAAGAAGAGAAGAGGAGUGCUCCGAAACACUUGUCCGACGAAGAUAUUCUACGCCAAGUCAAUACACUCAGGCCUUCUAAGCCUGGAAAACACAAAGAUAAUCCAGACUUGAAAAGGAAACGGAUGGAGAGUGAAUUAAAUUGGACAAAGAAGAGUAUCUUUUUUGAGUUGGAGUACUAG